Larimichthys crocea (large yellow croaker) is the source of this 1130-nucleotide messenger RNA. RefSeq names its product iodotyrosine deiodinase (gene iyd). The coding region runs from base 88 to 984 and encodes 298 amino acids. Gene Ontology annotation, molecular function: oxidoreductase activity. The transcript is spliced from 5 exons. Gene Ontology annotation, cellular component: plasma membrane. The record is from RefSeq and is a predicted model, not a curated record. Lineage: Eukaryota; Metazoa; Chordata; Actinopteri; Sciaenidae.
UCGUGACAGCAGAUCUGCAGUUCUCAGUUGAGGCACACAGGCCUGCAGGGAAGUGCCCCUUCUCCUCUUCUCUCCUCUCCGGCAGCCAUGGCUCUCCUGUCCGUCCUCACGCCGGUGCUGGCGGUGAUCUUGUGCUUGGUGAUCGGCUUCAUGCUGCUGAAUUCACGGUCGACGGAGACCACCUCGACCUCCGCGGGGAAAACAGAUGGGACGUCAAAAGCGGACUUUAGACCGUGGGUGGACCAGGACUUACAGGACGACACAGAGAUCACAGCAAAAGACGAUGAUGGUAAUGAUUGGGUGGACAGCAAUGAGGAGGAAGACCUUCCACACGUUCCCUACUCUCCCCCACGUUACCCCGAGGAGACGAUGCUGCAGAGAUCCAAGGAUAUGUACACUCUGUUGAAUCAGCGGAGGUCUGUCCGAUUCAUCAGCCCAGAGCCGGUCCCACGAGAAGUCAUCGAUAAUGUCAUCCGCACUGCAGGUACGGCCCCUAGUGGAGCACACACUGAACCCUGGACUUUUGUCGUAGUGUCAGACCCAGAGACGAAGCACCAGAUCAGACAGAUAGUGGAGGAAGAGGAGGAGGUCAACUACCGUCAGAGGAUGGGUGACAAGUGGGUCAGUGAUUUGGCCAGAUUAAGGACAAACUGGAUUAAGGAUUACUUGGAUGUCGCUCCAUACUUGGUCCUCAUCUUCAAACAGACCUAUGGGAUCCUACCAAACGGCAAGAAAAAGACACAUUACUACAAUGAAAUCAGUGUCUCCAUAUCUUGUGGAAUCCUGUUGGCUGCAUUACAGAACGUGGGCCUUGUUACUGUCACAUCGACUCCCCUAAACUGUGGCCCCCAGCUCAGGCUCCUCCUCAAGCGGCCAGCCAAUGAGAAGCUGUUGAUGUUACUUCCUGUGGGUUAUCCUGCUUCUGACGCCACAGUGCCUGACUUGAAGCGCAAACCUCUGGAUGAUAUUGUGGUGCACAUAUGACAGAAUCAGUCUGCAGAGAAAGAAAAUGCAAAAAGCUUAGAAAACAUCUUCUUCACCCGCAGCUGCAAAACCAACAAAACAUUUUCCUAAUGGAUAUUGCAAACAAGCUAAAAUUAUUGUUCAACAAUAAACCUAUGUAAAAAAAA